AUGUCUCCAAUCGUUUUGCGGGCCAGAGCUCCGCUAGUUGGGAGGUUGCCCAGUCGUGGUUUGCUGAGGUCUCCGGCGUACAGAGCUCUCUACCACAGUCGCCCUUCUCUGAGGCCUUCGAAUAGGUUUCUGAAGGUAUCCGAAGAGGUGGAAGAUGCCAUUGCCACGGGGAAACCGGUUGUUGCGCUGGAGACCACUAUCUAUACGCAUGGCUUCCCUUAUCCCAAUAAUGUGGAUCUCGCAAUGCGCCUUGAAUCGAUUGUGAGGUCAACUGGCGGAGUACCUGCGACAAUUGGAGUCCUCGAUGGAGUUGCGCGAGUUGGGAUGAAUGAGAACGAGCUGACAGAGCUUGCAUCAACCUCCCAAAGGACAAAGGUGCACAAAGUAUCCCGCCGGGAUCUUGGUUAUAUCUGCGGAGCGGGGAUUCGAGGGAACGUGAUGAACGGCGGAACUACAAUUGCAGGAACUAUGAUUCUAGCACACCUUGCUGGAAUUAAGGUCUUUGCUACGGGUGGAUUAGGCGGCGUUCACCGAGGAGGAGAAACCACUAUGGAUAUAUCAGCUGAUCUUACCGAACUCGGUCGCACGCCCGUCGCUGUUGUCAGCUCUGGCUGCAAAAGCUUCUUGGAUAUCCAGCGAACUCUAGAAUAUCUAGAAACUGAGGGUGUAGUUGUAGCAGCUUUUGCAGACGGACGCAAGGGAGAAGUCGAGUUCCCAGCUUUCUUCACACGAGAUAGUGGAAUCAAGGCACCCAGAGUAAUCCAAAACGAACAGGACGCUGCUGCAAUUAUUUAUGCCCAAUCACAGUUACAACUUUCUUCUGGAAUGCUCUUUACCAACCCUGUACCAGAAGAGCACUCGUUCCCGAAACCAGAAAUGGACGCCAUAAUUGCUCGGGCUGUUGAACUUGCUCAUAUCGAAGGAGUUCAAGGGAGCGAUAAUACGCCUUACGUCUUAGCGAAGAUUGAAGAACUCAGUGGCGGCCGCAGUGUGGCAACGAACAAGGCACUUGUUGAAUACAAUGUCGAGGUAGGCACCAAAGUUGCCAUUGAGCUUGCGAAAUUAGAAUUGGAGGGCAAUGAAGGCGCAAAUCGCAGUUUAGCUGUCAAUAUUCCAAUAAAUCAAGCUCGCACUGAAGAAGCUCAGAGUAGCCCUGAAGCCCCAGCACAUACCGCCGGUCUGUCAACAACGCAAGGGCCUAGUGAAGGUUCAGAUGUAUUAGUGGCUGGCUCUCUUGCCGUCGAUCUAGCGUGUGAUUACGCGCCGUUAUCAAAUCGGGAUAGCGAUGGAUCACCGAAACUACAGACCUCCAAUCCUUCUAUCAUCACACAAACCCUUGGAGGUGUGGGUCACAAUGUAGCCUUGGCCGCAAGUUACAUGGGCAGCUCCGUGAUGUUCUGCAGUGUGGUUGCAGAUGAUAUCAGUGGACGCAGCGCUCUUGGUACUAUCCAGGAUACCUAUAACUCCUCCUUCCAGCCAGAGGGAAUACAGCUACUCCCUUCAAGUCAUGAAGCCAGGACGGCUCAAUAUAUUGCCGUCAACGAUGUGAAGAAGGACUUGAUGAUCGCAAUGGCAGAUAUGAGCAUUCUCGAACUGCCAGAAGGGAAAUUAAAUUUCGACACGUUUUGGGAGCCGUUGGUCCAAAAUCAAGCAGUUCUGCCUUCGUGGGCUGUGGUUGAUGCAAACUGGGGAUCAGGAGGGACUUCUGAAUGGAUACAGCUUUGCAAACGCCAGGGGAUGAAAAUCGCUCUUGAACCGGUAUCUGCGCCCAAGGCAUCGAGGCUGUUUUACCGACAAAACGAUACAUCAGGUCAUCCUCCAGUUAUCAGGGCGACAGAUAUGGCACCGGACAGCCAUGUUAUUGACCUUGCGACUCCAAAUAGAUACGAACUUGCAGCUAUGCAUGCUGCAGCGCGUGAUACUGGACACUUCGAUAGCCCUGAAUGGUGGCGUAUAAUAGACGCCCUUCAGCUACCUAGUAGUGGCUCAAGGGUCCGGCUAGUAUCUCUUACAAAUGCGGAAAUUGUGAAUGAAGGAGUACCUCAGCAGAGCAUACAACUUCUACCACUGAUACCAUGCAUCUUAACUAAGUUAGGUUCUCAAGGCGUGCUGUUAACUCAGAUAUUAUGGCCUGGUGACGCACGACUCAGUUUGCCGGAAUAUGCACCGUAUAUUCUCGGUCGGUCACUGGCGGAUGAUAGCCCUGUAGGAGGAGUUUAUAUGCGUUUGUUCCCGCCGGAAGAGACAUUUUCAGACGCUGAUGUUGUGAGCGUGAAUGGCGCGGGUGAUACUCUGCUUGGUGUUGUGGUUGCUGCUCUUGGAAGAGGUGGACGAGGUCGCGAAGUACGAGUGGAAGAUGUUAUCCCAAUUGCACAAAGGGCUAGUGCUAUGACGAUGAGGAGCAAGCACGCUGUAAGCCCAGAGAUCUCCCAACUUGCUCCAUUAUUAGCGUCGUUGUGA
Messenger RNA from Arthroderma uncinatum, 2460 nucleotides. RefSeq names its product pseudouridine-metabolizing bifunctional protein. Gene Ontology annotation, molecular function: pseudouridylate synthase activity. The transcript has 7 exons. Bases 1 to 2460 code for a protein of 819 amino acids. Lineage: Eukaryota; Fungi; Ascomycota; Eurotiomycetes; Onygenales; Arthrodermataceae. The record is from RefSeq and is a predicted model, not a curated record.